Molecule: messenger RNA, 3100 nt
Organism: Tilletiopsis washingtonensis
Lineage: Eukaryota; Fungi; Basidiomycota; Exobasidiomycetes; Entylomatales
Exons: 2
Coding region: 126-2945 (939 amino acids)
Biological process (GO): exocytosis
Cellular component (GO): Golgi to plasma membrane transport vesicle; cell tip
Molecular function (GO): guanyl-nucleotide exchange factor activity
Source: RefSeq, a predicted model, not a curated record
CUCACCAUCCUCACACACCUCGCCGCGGCUCUGCCACACACACAGCGUGCACCGCCUUCCUCAUCCUCUCUGCCUCAGCUGCCGUCUCCUGCUGCGCCCGUCGUCGCACUAGCUGCCCGCGCGCGAUGGCUCCUCGCGCCGACGGCACGGCACACGAGCACGACGACGACGAGCAGGCCGUCGCCACGCCAGACCUCACGCGCCUCGACCCCGACGCCAUCCUCGCCGACGAUGCCGACCCCGAGGCGCUGCUCGGCGCCGAGAGCGACUCGGAAGCCGGCGGCCUCGAGUCGCGCCGCGCCAGCCGCGUGAGCGCCGCGCAGGCAGAGGGCGCUGCGGGCGAGCAGGAUGGCGACGCCGUUGCGGCGGCGGCUCGGGCGCUCCAGUCGCAGAGCGCACAGCCAGCGACGCCCGAGGCGGCCGGACGCAGCGGCGCAGCGGCACGCCUGGCGUCGCCGAUGUCCGAGACGCCGACGCAGCACAGCUUCCGCAUCCCCGACGCCUCGCCGCCGCAGACGCCCGACGCCGAGCUGGCGGCGCUGCGCCUGCAGGUCUCGGACCUCUCGGGGCAGGUGAUGAGCCUCAACAGCAAGCUCGUCUCGUCGUACGACAAGCGCUCGGAUCUCGAAGACGAGGUGAGCGAGGCACACUCGCGCAUCAUGGCCCACACGACGCGCAUCGCCGAGCUGGAGAAGGAGCGGCAGGAGCACCUGGCCGCCCUCAACACGGGCCUGCUCGUCGAGAAGGCGCACGUGAGCAGCGAGAUGCAGAAGAUGAUGGAGCGUGUCAUCGAGGAGACGGCGCAGCGUGGCCGCGCCGUGAGCGACAAGGAGAAGAUCGAGAGCGAGCUCGACGAGCUGAGUGCCAGUCUCUUCAGCGAGGCCAACGCUAUGGUUGCCAACGAGCGCCUGGCGCGGGCGCGCGCCGAGGAGAAGAGCCAGCAGAUGGAGGAGCGCCUGAAGGACACGGAGGGCAUCAUGCUCGAGCAGCAGAAGAUCCUCGGCAAUCUGCAGCGCGAGGUGGAGCAGCUGCGCCUCACCUCGUCGCACGACGAGCAGCAGGAAGAGGACGACGGCAAGCUGCACGUCUCUGCCCUCGUGCGCACGCCGUCGCAGCGCGCUCCCUCCAGCGGCUACUGGGAGCGGCGCGUCUCGGUCUCGCCGGGUCAGGACGAGUGGCAGCUCAACAUCGUGCCGUACCAAGAGCUGCGCUCCUUUCUCGAGCACCUGCGGCGUUUGCGCAAGGGCUUGGCGCCCUUCUACAACUACCCGCUGCACGAUCCGCCAUCGCUCGCGUCGCCGCGGAACGUCAGCGGCAUGCCCGCCAGCCCCGGUGCCCCUGUCGCACGCACAUCUUCGCCCGCGCCGCAUCUGCCCUCGCUGCCGCUGAGUUUUGGCGGUCUGGGCAGCGGCUCCGCGUCCUACAAUGCCUCGUCAUCCACCUCGCCGUUCGUCGCCGCGGGCGUCACGCGGCAUCGCGACUAUCCCAUGCUUCCGUCGAACGCCGAGCAGCUGGUCCACAUCCCCGGCCAGUCCUCGCUGCCGUUCAUCAAGCGCGCGCAGGAAGAAGACAGCGACCCGACACUGCGCUUCGACUUUGCGCCCGGCCUCAACUGGCUCUCGCGCCGGCAAGCCAACACGGCAGUGCUCGAGGGCUCGCUCGUGAUCGAGCCAGUCUUCCCUGGCGGCUCAUGUCCUGACGAAGAGGCGGUGCGGCGAGCCAAUGCGCAUCUCCCGCCAGCGGCGUGCUCCAUGUGCGGCAUCCCUGUCGUCAACGUGCCGCUGCCAGGCGGCGGGCACGCAGAAUCCAACACAGCCGCGGCGACGGCCGCGGGCUGGAUCAGCGCCGCCGGCACAGCCGCCCAGCAGCUGGGCGUCGCAGCGAAGAGCGAGAGCAGCAACAAGGACGGCACGUCGACGCCGAAGACGCGCACUGGCCUUUUCAGCACUCUGCGCAGCAUGGGCAGCAGCAGUCCUCGCCCAAGCGUGUCCAGCGCCACGAGCAGCACUGGCGCCGUGGGUGACUCUCCAGGAGGCCCGCAGUCCGAGGCAGAUGGCGAGACGCCAAGUGGCCAGCUGAUUCACGUGGACGGGCCGAGCGCGCCACUUGCUGUGCCCACGCACAUCUUCCGCAUCAGCGAGACAUCGACGGCACGCUACCUGCUGUGCCCGCACCACUGUCUCGCCCGCCUGCGCGCGGCGUGCGCAUUCUGGGGCUACCUGCGCUCCAUCGAGCGCGCCGUCGUGCUCGAAGGCAAGCUGGCUUGGGACGACCCGCCGCAGGUGGCAGCUGCACUGCCGCCACCGCCGCCGCCACGCUCGCCAAAGCCCGUGGAGGCACCGGCCGAGGAGACGGCUGCGAAGUCGGACUCGGCGUCCGCAGAUGCUGCGACUCUCAAGGAGCCUGAGAGCGCCGGCGACGCUGAGACCCCUCAAGCGAACACCGAGGGCGCAGAGGAAGCGGCAGAGUCACCAGAGCGCGCGUCGGGCACCGCCACGCCGAGCGGCACCAACGACGGCGACAGUUUCGUCGACGCCGACGAUGCGCCUGCGGAAGCGGCGCCCGACUCCGACGCCGCGGCGCCCUCCAACAGCACCGAAGAGGCUGCUGCCGGAAGUGGUGCACUGGAGGCUCCGUCGCAGCUCACUGCCUCUUCCUCGUCCGAUGCCGGCGGCUCGUCGCCCAAGCCUCCCGCACCGCCGCUGCCGAAGCGCAGCAACGCACGGCGCCCGGUGCCGCCGCCGCCCGCAGCGCGCAAGGACGAGGCAGGCCUCUCCGCUGCCGCUGCUCCCGCUACGCCUGGCAGUGCCACCGUGGCGCCGCGCCGCGUCACGCUGCCCGUCGCCGGCGGCGCCGAUCUGGUGUGGGAGGAGCGUGUGUGGCAGGAGGUGAUGCGCCUCAAGACGGAGAUGUGGCGCGCUCGCUCGGGCCUGAGCAGCGCAUGAGGCCGCGACGGACGGCCAAUCGACACGGCACCUAGAUAAGUAGAGAGGGGCGACUUGCUGCCUGCUCUUCUGCGCUCAAUACCAAUUCUGCUCGGCAAAUAGAGUGGGACUCUCUCUCGAUGUGCGCGUGGCGUGGGGCAGAGUGAGCAGCAGGC